This is a messenger RNA of Dentiscutata erythropus, 639 nucleotides long. The record is from the annotation of a GenBank genome assembly. Lineage: Eukaryota; Fungi; Glomeromycota; Glomeromycetes; Diversisporales; Gigasporaceae.
AUGCCUCCACUUCGUAAAACAUGUUCACAAACGGCUGAAGAACGUCGAACUUUAAAUACUUUUCGAAUGCAAAGAAACAGACACUCAAAAACACCACCAAAAAACAACAAAGAAACUAUAAUAUGGUUAGCUGAUAAUAAUUUAGACCAAUGUAUUUACAAUAAACCAACAGCUUCACAAGUGGCAGCUAUAUGUGUAGAAGGUGAUGAACCCAUAGAAUAUAUAAAGCGUGAUAUAGUUAUUCAAUCGUGGUCUCAAGGUUUACAAAGAGUUUCUGAACUAAGCAGAACAUAUGAUCCAAUGCAAUACCCAUUUCUUUUUCCAAAGAGCGAUUAUGGAUGGCAUCCCGAAAUAUUACAAAAUAUGUUCCAAAAAAAAGUCAUUGCCGGAAUAUCAAAUGCAUCACAAAUAGGACAUCGUAUCAUCUUACCCUCAUCAUUCAUAGGUGGACUAUGUGAUAUAUACCAACAUUAUCAAGAUGCAAUAGCGUUGGUACAAGUAUAUGGAAGGCUAGAUAUAUUUAUAACCAUCAUGUGUAAUCCUCGCUGGCCAGAAAUUAUAGCAGAACUUAUGCCAACACAAACCCCGCAAGACAGACCAGACCUCACAGGUAAAACUAAUUAUUUAAAUUUAAUUUAA